Daphnia pulicaria is the source of this 1912-nucleotide messenger RNA. RefSeq lists its product as uncharacterized. The coding region runs from base 976 to 1872 and encodes 298 amino acids. Lineage: Eukaryota; Metazoa; Arthropoda; Branchiopoda; Diplostraca; Daphniidae. The record is from RefSeq and is a predicted model, not a curated record. The transcript is spliced from 4 exons. Gene Ontology annotation, molecular function: protein binding; translation initiation factor activity; RNA binding.
UCGUUUAGGAAGUAGUAAUUUAGUAUAAAUAUUUCACUUUUUACCAGAAAGAUAGUAGUUGAAAAAAGUUGAGUAACAAUGAAGUUAAUCUUAUCAAAGAAUUAAAAACUUGUAUCAAACUAAAGCUAAAAAAUAUUGUUUUAGGCCUGCAACAAGCCACAACAGCCCAUUCUUCAUUCUUCUCCAGCUGGGGAAGAAGUAAAAUUUAUCCCCAAGUGUCCAACAGAGAAUAACAAUACCAUGGCAAUUGUUUUGAAAAAAAUUUGGAUUUAAAAUGUUAGUUACUUAAGCCAUGUAAGGAAGUGUGAUUGAUACUUGGGCUUGACCAUGAAUCGAUGUAGUGAAUUUCAACAGUUUCAGAAUUAUUUCUUUACCUUUUUAUUUUAUCACAUCUCGUUUUUGGCAUUGGAAGGCCCAACAGACAGGAAUAGUGUAAAAAAUAAGUAAAAUAAGUACCAAGAAUGGCCGGCUUGAGAGAAAGAACGUUUAUUUUUGUGUGGAAGCAAUUACAUUGUACUGCUACCGAAACUGUAAGAGUAAAAUAGAAUGAAAUUUGGGAUCGCUACCUCCAUCGUCAAGUUCAGGCGAGUUCAGGCGAGUUCAGGCAUGUUCAAGGUCAGUUAUAUUUUGUCACGGUGUUUGCUAUUGGAUGACACCGUGCAAAGAGCUUACCUUCAUAUUCAGUUCACGUUCGUCCCGUCCAAUCGUCAGUAAAUAUGCAUUAACCCUUAACGUCUCUUUUGCGGCCUGAUCAAAGAAGAGAAAGCUGAUGGCGAAACAGACGGCCGUUUAAACUAGGAAAAAUGGGGUUGCCACUGUUUCUAGUCUGUCCAAAGGUUACUUAUAGGGGACCGAAGACUUCUAAAUUGGUGCGUUCGCACAAUACGCACAUUGAUAAAAUCUCCAUCCAAAUCGGAGCUGAAACUGCAAGGAUUACCAGUACAACCGACCCGCAAAGAUGGCCAACCCGAGUCGAUGAGAUUCCAACGUCGAAUCCAAUCCACAAUGGCGGCGUUCAUAGAAAACGGAAUGGACGAUGAAUUGGCACCUCUUGUCGUCUCUCGUUUGGAAUGGUGCAACCAAAUCAACCGCUACCUGGACAUGUUGAAGAAUACGCCAGAGUCAAUCGAGAGUGUGGCGAAUGGCAUCGAGGUCCUGAUGAAUUACCACCAACUUCAUCGAUCGGAAGCGGAACAAGACCUCGUCGAUGCCAUUUUCAGCAGAGCUUUGAAAAACGGAAACAUUUCUCACCUUUACGCCAAACUGUUGAAGCGACUAAGGAGCGGCGACCAGCAGAAAGGCUGGACACAGAACAUCGUCCGUCUCUUGUUCCAACUCGCCGUCGAGGAAUUCAACCGGCCGCUUGACAGUGACGACGAAAAUGGCAAGUCGAGAGUCGAAAAAUUAAACAACGUCAAACUGAUGGCCGCCAUUUUCAAGAGAGAAAUGCCCGGAGUGCCGGACGGUUGGAUCACAGACUGUGCCGAGACUCUGGUCCACCGUCUCGAGACCGGAGUCACUGAAGAAUCGGUUAAGCAACUCUGCCUCUUCCUGACGACGCUGCUCAUCGCUGAACCCGGAGAAAAUUGUGAUUCGAUUACCCCGACCCGACAGAGACAAUUGCUGACCUGCUUCGAGGCUCUGGAACGAGCGGCAACUCCACCCAAAGUCCCUCAACAACCGGACGUGAAAAUACAGAAAUCGGAUGCAACGACACAGACGUUGAAACCUGAGAGCGGCGAGAGCGACACGGACACUUCUACGGACGAGUCGGACACGGAAGAAUAUGAGUCGGGCCCGGAUUCAGAGACUAAUGGCCUGGAACCUGCUGAAAUCCGCACGAACUCGGCUUCUGCCUCGACAACCGGAUGAAUUAGAAGAAACCGGAUAAUGCGUAAACCAUUACUGAGAG